GUGCUGGCCGUGGCCGCCGGGCGGCUAGCCCCGUGCUGGCCGUGGCCGCCGGCGGCUACCGCCCGUGCUGGCCAUGGCCGCCGGGCGGCUAGCCCCGUGCUGGCUCGGGUCUUCGGAUAACGAUCUUCGGUCUGAAGUUUGUACUUUGAGUUUUUCUCAAGUCCUCGCAGGACGAAUCAUCGAGAUUCCGUGUACGAAACUCCAGUCCUUACUCCAAUCAAAGACCGUCGGAAACACUUCGGAAACUCGUAAGGUAUCAACCGGAAGGAAGAUCUUAAAUUCUUCGUACGAAACAGCGAUGGUUAUCUUAAGACACCACUCGUCUCAACUCUACGAAUGAAUGAAGAACUUCCGGAGAGAUCGUAGAAAACCACGGAAGUCCUGGAAACGGCCCGAAAGGGACUAAACACGAUCGGACAGUCCGUUUACGAUUAUCUGAGAUAGAUACGACGAUUUACGUUUAUCUUUGCAUAGCGAGAUAAAUGCUAAAUUUCCGGAAGGAUAAAUGUCAAGUUUCCCGAAGAUAAAUGUCAAGUUUCCCGAUGAAAGCCGACGAAAAUGGAAAGAAGCCCGCCUUGCGGCCCAGGAGGAGAAUAGACCGUCAUAAGAAGGAGUAUAUAAAGGAGCUUUGGGAGAGGAAGAAAGGCAGAGCGAAAAUCAUUAAGAGAGAGAGAAAUCCGAGAUUGGAGACCUAGAAAGCUCCUGUUAGGUUAAGAACUUAGAAUUUAGGCGGUAGACUAGCAAGGUAGGACCUAGAACGUCCGGCCGCCUCUCGUUCUAUUUUCAUCUUGUCCGCAGGCUCCUGUCUCUCUCGGAAGGAUCUAACAAUCCUUUUACUUAGAGUUCCGCUCAUAGAAACCCUAGGCGUUAUUCUCGACACGCCCGUUUCUAUGACAAACGCUCAUACUAGACGAACUCCGCCAGGCAGUUCGAUCUCUUGUUCAAAUCUUUCCAACUGAACUACGUCCGACUUGAUCCUCGAAAGGGGUACGUAGGCAGCCUUUCUCAAGGUCCAGUCCCAACUCUUAACAAAACCCUUGUUGUACAUAGAGUUCCGCACAUAGAAACCCUAGGCAUUAUUCUCGACAUGCCCGUUUCUAUGACUAACGCUCGUACUAGACGAACUCCGCCAGGCAGUUCGAUCUCUUGUUCAAACAACUCCAACUGAACUACGUCCGACUUGAUCCUCGAAAGGGGUACGUAGGCAGCCUUCCUUAAGGUCCAGUCUCAAAUCUUAAUAAAACAUUUCCGCAUUUAUUUGAUCACUUGUCGUUGGUUGUCGCAGAGAAUCCGGACCUUCAGGGAAAGUUAGGUUUACUUAGCUUUCCUCCGAUUUACUUACUUAAAAUCGACAGUGCGAAUUUCGGUUCCCACAAAGUAGACGUUUGGUAAGCUGUUAAAUAUGGCAUAAUGUCUUGGUAUGGAUCCUAAUUUCUCUACAAAAAAGACAAAAGAAAAAUAAUUAAACUAAGUGCAAGUCCUAAUCACCUUAGGCUAAUCUUAAAACCACCAUCACUCGCAAUAAAGCGCGUGAAAGCUUAAAGAGUCUCUUAAGUUUCUCACCUACUUAGUAAGAGAAGGAGAAGAGAUAAUAUCAUCAGGCAACACGGAAACGUCCCGGAAACUUCUUUCCUUUCACGCGUUUCAGUUCUCUUUAUAUUAACUCUCCUUCCUUCCCCUCGUCAAUUCACCAAACAUCCUCUCAAAUUCGCUUCUAGUGUUUCCCUAAAUUCUAAAACUUUCUCUCCAAUUUCGACUUCUUGAAACCAUGGUUCGUUGUAGCAACAACCUCGUAGGUAUACUCAACUUCAUCGUCUUCCUCCUCUCUAUUCCCAUCUUAGCUGGAGGAAUCUGGCUCAGCCAAAACGGCUCAACGGAGUGUGAGCGUUUCCUGGACAAACCCGUGAUCGCUCUCGGAGUUUUCCUCAUGGUUGUAGCAAUCGCUGGUUUGAUUGGUUCCUGUUGCAGAGUUACAUGGCUUCUCUGGACUUACCUCUUUGUCAUGUUCCUCUUGAUUCUCCUCGUCUUCUCCGUAACGGUUUUCGCCUUUGUCGUUACUAACAAAGGCGCAGGCGAGAAGGUUUCUGGGAGAGGGUAUAAAGAGUAUAGACUUGGAGAUUACUCUAACUGGUUGCAGAAACGUGUGGACAGCGACAAGAACUGGAAUAAGAUUAGGAGUUGUCUCGUUGACAGCAAGGUUUGUUCUAAGCUUGAAGCUAAGCUUGUUAAUGUUCCUGUCACCAACUUCUACAACGAACAUCUUACUGCCCUUCAGUCUGGUUGCUGCAAACCCUCGGAACAAUGCCAAUUUACUUACAUAAGUGCCACAAACUGGACCAAGACGGCUGGACCACAUGCUAAUCCAGACUGCCAAAGCUGGGACAACGCACCAAACAAGCUCUGCUUCGAUUGCCAAUCUUGCAAGGCGGGUCUUCUCGACAACGUCAAGAGCGCAUGGAAGAAAGUUGCAGUAGUGAACAUCAUCGUCCUUGUCUUCCUUAUCAUUGUCUACUCUGUUGGUUGCUGUGCUUUUAGGAACAACAAGAGAGAUGACAGUUAUGGCUAUGGAUAUAAGCCUUGAAGGCUUUUGAGUGUUUUAGAACAGAGAUUCGUUCAUUGUUCUUUAUGACACGCAGUGCUGGAGUUUGCUUUUAUGUUUUUAUGGAUUUAACAUCUUGGUGUUUUGAGACCUAUUGCUUGUACAGCUCUCUUAUGAUACUUGUUAGUGUGUUCUGGCUAAACCAUGAUAUUGUUUAAUUAUAUGUUCUUUUUCUCA
Molecule: messenger RNA, 2776 nt
Organism: Raphanus sativus (radish)
Lineage: Eukaryota; Viridiplantae; Streptophyta; Magnoliopsida; Brassicales; Brassicaceae
Product: tetraspanin-8
Exons: 2
Coding region: 1769-2581 (270 amino acids)
Biological process (GO): auxin-activated signaling pathway
Cellular component (GO): plasmodesma; plasma membrane
Source: RefSeq, a predicted model, not a curated record